Messenger RNA from Equus caballus (horse), 449 nucleotides. It is a transcript of the gene ATP5MK, whose product is annotated as ATP synthase membrane subunit k. The record is from RefSeq and is a predicted model, not a curated record. NCBI's taxonomy places the organism in Eukaryota, Metazoa, Chordata, Mammalia, Perissodactyla, Equidae.
AAGGGCGGGGCUUCGAGCCGUAGCGAAUCAACGCAGAAGGCCGGAUCGCUGUCGCCUUUUGGACACGGGCGCGGGGGGAGGAGGUUUCUUCCGGCCGGACCGAGGGGUUGCUGAGUUCGUUGAAGGACGCAGCUGCGGAAUUUGUGCGUUUUCUAAGAUUGAAAUCAUGGCAGGUCCAGAAACUGAUGCCCAAUUCCAGUUCACUGGUAUCAAAAAAUAUUUCAACUCUUAUACUCUCACAGGUAGAAUGAAUUGUGUACUGGCCACAUAUGGGAGCAUUGCUUUGCUGGUCUUAUACUUCAAGUUAAGGUCUAAAAAAACUCCAGCGGUGAAAGCAACAUAAACGGAUUGUAGACUGUACUUCAUCUGUUAAGUUUCCAUGGCUGAGAAGCUAAUGUCAACUCAUCAUGUGAUACUCAAUUUAUACAAUAAAUUAUGAACCUGGAAAA